Ananas comosus (pineapple) is the source of this 1221-nucleotide messenger RNA. RefSeq names its product ubiquitin-like-specific protease ESD4. Gene Ontology annotation, biological process: proteolysis. Lineage: Eukaryota; Viridiplantae; Streptophyta; Magnoliopsida; Poales; Bromeliaceae. The record is from RefSeq and is a predicted model, not a curated record. The transcript is spliced from 2 exons. Bases 224 to 775 code for a protein of 183 amino acids. Gene Ontology annotation, molecular function: cysteine-type peptidase activity.
CUCGGAUGAUACAUCAAGAUUAAAAAAGGGAAAAACACUAAAAUUGAAGGUCACAAGAUCCUCACCGCCCCUGGAAUUAAAGUACUACGGCAAGGGUGAGUUACCGAAGGAGGAUCAGGAGCGAAUUGAAAAAUUCCUGACAAGCACCACCCCCUCCGCAUUAGUACUGCCUUCGAAAGAUAUUGACAUUGGGAGGAAGGACUUGGUUGACCUAACAAGUCACAUGGCCUUCGUCAGCUCCGAUGUUAUUAACGCCUACCAGAAUUUACUCAAGGAGGCGGAAGGGGACAAGUGCAUAUACACGACGUCAUUCCUUUAUCAGACCCUAGGGACUGCAAUGAGCCCCGAGAUGUUUUUGGUCGACAUCACCCAGGAGAGGAUCAAUGAGGCGAAAUACUGGUUCAUCCCGCUCUUCGACUUCGAACACUGGCAUUUGCUGGCUGUUGAUCUCCAAGGCGGGAAGUACCUCCACUUAUCAUCCAUUAAAAACCCUAAAUACAACGCGGGGUUUGAAAAAGCAUGUAAAUUCAUAGGAAAUUAUUUACAAGAACAUUUUUCUGAUUUGUUUGGGCGCCGCGGUACCCGUCCCGUCGACUGGGAGAUGAUCAAUCUGGAAGAUAUCCCCAUGCAAGAUCAGUCAAAUGACUGCGCAAUCUUCCUGUUAGCAUACGAGGAAUACUUGCAGAAGGGGAGGAAUUUGGACUUCUGCCAGAAGGAUAUGACGAGGAGACGCGGCGAGAUAGCAGCAGAAUUCUUGCGUCUUUUUGACACGUAAUAAUUCGACGCUGGUUCGAGUUACAAUUCUUUCAUAUGUACUAUCAUUUUUUUCACAGUAUGACGAAUUGGUGUACAUAUUGUAAUUCUCAUUACCUUUGUUAUAAAUAUAUGGGUAGGAAUUUACUUGUAAUGUUUGUCGUUACACUAUUUACUAGAAUGUUGAACUAUUAUCCGUCCAUGUUUCAAGGUGUUUGCACUGGUGCGAACUAGUGUUGCACGCUUAGAAUAGCAGUUACAUGGUAUCACCUGGCAUUUCUCUUCUCGUUGCACUAUUAUCUCAGACUUGUUUGGUUUCACAUAUUUCGGAAAAAUAAUAGCCGAACAGCAAACAUCGGGGCUGGCGAAUACUAAACAAAAUACAAAAAAAGUGCAAUACUAACGAGAUAUUACAGUAACAUUCGUCAUAACGGUGCAACGAUAGGCUGUAAUAAUAGUGCAACGCCA